UAGCAGGCUAAGUCUUUUGAGCUCUGUGAAUGUGUAACGCCCAAACCCCCUUGGAUUCCCUCAGAAAUAGUGGUUUAAGGGAGUAAUGUGCUUAAAGUAAUGUCCCCAUUGUUCUGACAGCCCCUGGCGCUUUUCCUGUUGUUGCCUGUGCAGUAAGACUUUGCUGCUCCCUUCAGAGGCUCUCACACACUCACACACACUCUCACACACAGACAGACACACAGACACACACAGAUGAGGAGCACUGGGGGGACACCCUGAGCCCAGCUAUGUGCUGUUUGUGCAGAAAUGCAUGCUUUGCAGGGGGAGCUUUGGAAAGUGUAGAUACCAGCUGCAGAGAAAGCCUCCAGUGAAGAGUAAGAGCCCAGGCUGCACAGGCUGGAGUCUCACUGGGAAGGAAGGAGCCUUUUUGGAGGACUCUCAGCCCUGCCAUGCCCAGUCCCCUGCCCACUGCCAGCAUCACUGCAGCCUGCCAACCUGUUACAUCUCUGGGAUUGUAAGGCUCCGCUCGUACAGUAAGGAGCUACUGGCUGCUACAGCGCCGCUCACACCACUGGAAACCCUAUUUAUUAACUACUUUCAUAAGUAACGCAGUGGAUUCCUAUACAAAGCCAUCCCCAAUGCCGUUAUCGUUGCUUUUCACCCUUAUCUUGGCAAACUUUUGCAGCCAAGUCUUUUCAAGCCAGAGUGGAUCUAUAAAGCCAGCGAGACCCCUGAGUCUGAAGCGAGAUGAGAGCAACCUCCUUACAAAACUGUACCGAAAAGAAGAAACCCUUCACAUUACAGAAAAUGGCUGCAUAAGCAGUCCCCGCUUUCCCAACAGUUAUCCCCGAAACCUCCUGCUCACAUGGAAACUAAGCUCGGCAGAAAACACCAGAAUUCAGCUUGCGUUUGACAGUCAGUUUGGGUUAGAAGAGCAAGAAAAUGAUGUAUGCAGGUAUGAUUUUGUUGAGGUGGAGGAAGAUUCUGAGACCAGUUCAGUUAUUCGAGGAAGAUGGUGUGGCCAUAAGGAGGUUCCUCCAAGAUUGACAUCGAAAGCAAAUCAAAUAAAAGUCACCUUCAAAUCUGAUGACCACUUUGUGGCUAAGCCUGGCUUCAAGAUAUGUUACUCUCUUGUGGAGGAAGACAUCCCAGCCCAAAAGGAAGAGGGCGAGUGUCCAUGUGCCAGUUCCCCGCAAAAGAAUGAUUUUCUGCCGGCAGCCUCGGAGACAAACUGGGAAUCUGUCACCAGCUCCUUUUCCGAACUGUCCUAUCACCCACCGUCAGUGACCGACUCCACUGUUACUGCCGAAGCCCUCGACCAAACCAUUGCCCAUUUUGACACCGUUGAAGAGGUACUUAAACAUUUCAAUCCCGAAUCGUGGCAGGAUGAUCUAGAAAAUCUCUACACAGAUACAUCUCAGUUCCGCGGAAGAACGUUCCAAGAAAAAAAAUCAAAAGUCAAUUUGGACAGGCUUAAUGAUGAUGUCAAGCGCUACAGCUGCACUCCAAGAAAUUACACAGUGAAUUUAAGAGAAGAAUUAAAAAUUACCAAUGCCGUAUUCUUUCCUCGAUGCCUGCUCAUCAAGCGCUGUGGAGGAAACUGCGGCUGCGGAACUCCAAACUGGAAAUCUUGUGUUUGUACAUCUGGAAAAACGGUGAAAAAAUACCAUGAGGUGCUGAAAGUCACGCCGGAUAACAGCAACAACAAAAAAACAAAGAGCAAAUCCAAGAACAUGGCCAUUGUUGAUAUCCAGCUUGAACAUCAUGAGCGAUGUGAUUGUAUCUGCAGUUCUAGGCCCCCGCGAUAAGUCCUUAAAGAUGAUCAGCAGCUUUAUGAACUAUAAUGUACAGUCAUCUAAAUGUCUUUACUUGGCAUCAGAACACUGAUACUAGCCUUCAGCCUAACAAUACCUAUUAGUGCGGUGCUCCUACAUAGCUUUGUGUCACAAACAUUUCUGUUAUGCUGACUAGAGAAAUCAAAGGGUUCUAGACCAUAAAAAGCCACGGAGACAUUUCUAAGGAAUUUGGUUUCAGAGGUGCUUCCACGAGACAUUUUACUGUGCAAAGAGGAUGAAAUACUAAAGCAAACAAUUAGACAUUUUGAAAUGUAAAUGACCAAAUGAAGUGCCAUAAAUACAGUACUUACCUAUCAAUAUCAAA
This is a messenger RNA of Xenopus tropicalis (tropical clawed frog), 2142 nucleotides long. It is a transcript of the gene pdgfd, whose product is annotated as platelet derived growth factor D. Bases 621 to 1790 code for a protein of 389 amino acids. The transcript has 8 exons. NCBI's taxonomy places the organism in Eukaryota, Metazoa, Chordata, Amphibia, Anura, Pipidae. Gene Ontology annotation, cellular component: membrane; extracellular region. The record is from RefSeq and is a predicted model, not a curated record. Gene Ontology annotation, molecular function: growth factor activity.